CGGUGGGCGGGACCGGACCGAAUGCGAACAUGGCGGCGUCCUUAGACGAUGAUUUGGAGUUAAACAACCAGGAUUACUACUCUCUGCUCAACGUCAGGAAAGAGGCUACAUUGGAGGAGCUGAAGGCGUCGUAUCGGAGGCUGUGUAUGCUCUACCACCCUGACAAACAUCGAGACCCAGAGCUGAAGAGACAAGCUGAGCAGCUUUUCAACCAGGUGCACCAGGCGUAUGAAGUGCUGAGUGACGCUCACUCCAGAGCCAUCUAUGACAUCUUUGGGAGUAAGGGGUUGGAGGUGGAAGGAUGGGAGGUGGUGGAGAGGAAGAGAACUCCAGCAGAAAUACGAGAGGAGUAUGAGAGGCUGCAGAGAGAAAGAGAGGAGCGGAGACUGCAGCAAAGAACUAACCCCAAGGGCACCAUCAGCGUUGGUGUGGAUGCAACAGAUCUGUUUGACCGCUACGAUGAGGACUUUGAAGAGUUGCCAGGAGGAGGCUUUCCUCAUAUUGAAAUUAACAAGAUGCACAUUUCUCAGUCCAUUGAGGCUCCUCUGACCAACUCUGACACAGCAGUGCUGUCUGGUUCACUCUCUACACACAAUGGGAAUGGAGGGGGCAACAUCAACAUGACUGUGCGAAGGGUUACUUCAGCCAAGGGCUGGGGAGAGGUGGAGUUCGGUGCUGGAGACAUCCUUGGGCCUCUCAUUGGGUUAAAGGUGUUUCGCAAUGUCACUUCACGGUGUUUCUUGACAGCCCAGUGUGGUCUGCAGUUCUCUCCUCGAGGUCUGCGACCAAGCUGCUCUCUGAUGACAGCACGCCACCUGGACCAGAACACCAUGGGUUACCUCCAGUGGCGCUGGGGGCCAAAUAGCGCCAUGACCACCAGUCUGGUCCGAGACACAAAGAGCAGCCACUUCACUUUAGCUCUGCAGCUGGGUGUGCCACACUCCUACCUGAUGAUGAGCUACCAGUACAAGUUCCAGGAUGAAGACCAGACCAAAGUCAAAGGCUCUGUCAAGACAGGCUGGUUUGGCACCGUGGUGGAAUAUGGAGCAGAGAGGAAGAUCAGCAGACACAGUGUCCUGUCAGCCACUGUCAGCGUCGGCGUCCCGCAGGGAGUCACGCUCAAGAUCAAGUUGGCGCGUGCCAGUCAAACCUACCUGUUUCCAGUCCACCUGACGGAUCAGCUGCUGCCCAGUGCCGUCUUCUACGCCACCGUGGGACCCCUUCUGGUUUACUUGGCCAUCCACAGACUGGUUAUCAUCCCGUAUACACAUGCACAGAAAGAACAAGAGCUGGAGCUGCAGAGGAAAAGCUCCGCCACAGACAUCGCCAAGAAGAAGCAGGAGGCAGAGUCGGCUGUUCUGCUGAUGCAGGAGUCUGUGAGGAGAGUCAUAGAAGCAGAAGAAUCCAAGAUGGGCUUGAUCAUCCUGAAUGCCUGGUAUGGAAAGUUUGUGUCAGACACCAGCCAGAAACAGGAGAAAGCAAAGGUGAUCGACGUCACUUUGCCCCUGCAGUGUCUGGUCAAAGACUCCAAACUCAUCCUCACAGAGGCUUCUAAGGUUGGGUUGCCGGGCUUCUAUGACCCUUGUGUAGGAGAGGACAAGAGCCUUAAAUUGCUGUACCAGUUCAGAGGUGUUAUGCACCAAGUCAUCUCUGCAGACACUGAGCCUCUACGGAUACCCAAGCAAUCUCACAGAAUUGAAGCCGAGUCGUAGGAGCUCACUGCUGUUGAGGCACCAGAGGGCGAACGCAGAUAAAACAGACCUUUUGUGAACAGACGAACCCAUGAACGGAGAGAACACAUGAAAAAUAACUUGGUUUCUCUCCUUCAGUCCUCUUCUAUCAUAGUAUUAGUGAAUCUGUUUAUCGACUUCCUCCACCCCCUCCUUCCUGUGGACCAGGAGUCAACACAGUUUCUACGAGGUCUCACCCCUCGGGUCUCUGGUCGACCACACCUGUCAGAGUUGCUCACUUAUCUGCCUGCUGCUGGAGAUCUGAGAUUGGCUCUGAACAUAGUUUUACAUGUACACAGAGGGACCUGUGGUCACUGCGGACGUGGUGGCUGUUCCCUUCCAUGGUGAGCUAAAUGUACAAAGAUGCAUUUAAAAAUGUUUCUUGACAUUUGUCAAGACAGGUAUAGACAAAUAAGCUGUGCUGUAAUUUUAACCCUUAUCAUUGUUGUCUUUGUCCUGUAUGUUUUAACACCCUGGUAGUUGAAGCCUAAUAAUGUUAUAACAUACCAGUCAUGCAAAUGUUUAGAGUAACACUAUGCAGGACCAUGUAUUCAUGUCUGUGGGCCCGGGGUCGACCAUGUAACUGUUAACUUGUUGAAAAUGUCUCUUGCUAAUUUAUUUUGCCUUUCAUUGACAUGUCUGCUGCUGAUUCGGAAACAGGACACAAACUGGUGCUCGAAACUUGUAUAUGUGUGGGUUUGGAAAUACUGGGAGGGAAAGUGUUGGUGAUGUUCCGACCUAUAGACCAUACAAAGGUGGACGAUGCAUCUCCACUUCCUUCCACUAUCCAGAAAUGGAGCUAAAAUACCUGAAUACUACCAUCUUGCACAUUUAAAACCAGAGUCUGUGCACACCGAUGAUGAGCACUGUCAUAUGACAUUUCACCCUGAUUUUAUAGCAUCAAAUAACUAAUUAAAUUAAAACCAACAUGGAGCUCCAUGGGCUCAUGCUGGGGGAUAUUUCUCACAUCUCAGACUAGACUGCAUUUUAAAGACACAAAAUCCUCAUGGGUUUGAUUUGUGUGUGUUUAUUGAUUGACUCUGUGCAGUUUCAGCCAAAACCCUUUUUUUUUUUUUGUCCUUACUAUAAUUUUUUUGAAUGCUAUAGUUCAUGCAUCACUGGUGUGUAUCUGGCAGACAGCCAGUGAUAACAGUAAAUAUGGAUUUAAAAUGUGUUUCAAAUGGAGAUAUAAAUGAAGGAUCUUUUUUCUGGUUGGGAUGCGACCACUAGAGGGCAUAGAUCAACACUGUCUCUGCUGCUGAAGAGCUCACUGUGACAAUAACUUGUGACUGGACCUGACCUGAGCCACACAAAUCAUUUUACCCAGUAUAUGUGAAUUUGGUGUUAAAAAAACAGGAAUGUGCAUCAUUUCUGUGCCAUAUCUUCUACUACUCUUUGUUUUCUCUAUUCUGAGUUGAAUUUCUGAAAUGCAGUGCCACUUCUUUUUUGUAUAGAUACAUAAAGUACAGUUUUCAGACGUCAUGUUUAUGCCUGUCAUUAAGUGAUAAUCUAUACUGUUACUCACCUUUGGUAGCCAUUUUUGAUCAGUGAGGUGAAGCUGACAUGAAAUCUUGUAUCCCAUGAUGCACUUUCUUUUGAGAUGUAGUUGUGUGGCGGAGAUGUCCCAAUGUGUGUCCACUGGAGGUGGAUUUGCACUGUAACUGCAAAGGGAAGAGUGAGAGUUAGUCAUUCCUCAUUUUAUCUGGGAACGCUGUAAUGAGUCAUGAUCCCUGUGCACUCGACUGUAUGAUAGAAAUGAUACAAGUAUUUUACUGAACACAAUAUUUUGCACAAAAUGUACAGUAUUUAAAGCAAAACUGUGUCUACUUGGGAAAUAGCUCUUCAUUGAUCUCUCAUGCAGCAGUGAUUGGUCCAUUUGUCUUCACAUGGCGUAGUCUCCUGAUAGAUUCUGAUUUUGCCAUUAGUGGCAAAUUCAUGGAUCUUCUGUCUCCACAGUGAGAUAGUUGUGUUAACUUUAAGUCGCAGUUACAGCAGCCAUUUUGCACUGAACCUGAUUCCAGUUUUGUCUCCUUUUUAAUUAUGAGUUGUCUGUCAAGCAUUUUUACAGGUCGGCUCUGCUCUAGUGCCACCAUGAGGCCAGCAGAAAGACUGCACCCUGCUGUUGCUUCCCAACCCAUCAUCCGAACUGACCCACGUUAUGUAAAUGUACUGAAUGGUUGAGAAGCCUGUAUUCUUUGUCCUGUAAAGACAACAGUAAAUGUGAA
This is a messenger RNA of Paralichthys olivaceus (Japanese flounder), 3955 nucleotides long. Its product is annotated as dnaJ homolog subfamily C member 11-like. The record is from RefSeq and is a predicted model, not a curated record. Lineage: Eukaryota; Metazoa; Chordata; Actinopteri; Pleuronectiformes; Paralichthyidae. Gene Ontology annotation, biological process: cristae formation.